Messenger RNA from Plasmodium inui San Antonio 1, 2157 nucleotides. RefSeq lists its product as hypothetical. The transcript has a single exon. NCBI's taxonomy places the organism in Eukaryota, Apicomplexa, Aconoidasida, Haemosporida, Plasmodiidae. Bases 1 to 2157 code for a protein of 718 amino acids. The record is from RefSeq and is a predicted model, not a curated record.
AUGAUUAACCAUUUGUCGACGAAACGGUUAUGUGUGUGGGUCUUUUUGCUCCUCACCUUGUGUAGAGACCGAAAGAGCGGCGUCAGUGGGAAAAGCGAGAGGAUCAGCACCCCCAACAACCGGAGUGACCCCAACAAGCCCAGUUACCCCAUCGACCGCGGUACGGAUGAACCGUUCAGCAAGUACAUAGGGAAGGGGUACGACAUCCUGUUCGGCUACCCACUGCCAAACAACGAGCUUGUGGAAGACCCAGGAUUUAGAAAAGAAAUAUUUGACACGAGAAAUUCUCUGGACAUCAUCAGCCAAAUUGCCUGUCAUCGAGACGAAUAUUUCAGCUUCCUCGAAGGGAUCAAUAAUGUUACUCACUUAGCCAUGGAUAAUAUAAACGUUGAAGAUUUGAAUACCAGUAUAAUUCCCUUUUCUGCCUCCAUGCCAUACAGAAACUACUUUUCCGAAUUAGAAAUAGGAAGAAAGAAAUACCUAGUUGCACAGAACAGCUGUGUGCACAAAUACGUAACGUACAACUUAAGAGAUUCCACUACGCAUAUUAGUAGAGAGUUCUUACGGGAGACAGAGAAAUUGCCCAUUUUGGAAAAGAAGGCGAAUGAACAGGAAUGCCUGGAUAGGAGUGACCUGCACAGUGCUACGAACGAACAGUGCGCAGGAAGCAUAAAAACGUGGAUUGAUUUUUUCCAGAAAUAUGGAACCCACUUAGUUGUGUCUGCGCACUUUGGGGGGCGAUCCUUUAACUCGUUGGAAGUUUCUGGGCGCACGAUGGAAGAGGCGAAGAUAUACAGCUAUAAGUACGCCCUCGGGAACGUCCCCAACUUGGACGUAUUUAAGGCGGUAUGGCUGCUGCAGCGGGGUCCCAAACGGGGGGGUACAGAAGGAAGCGUAGAUAGCGCUGGAGACCAUAUUUUUAAGCAGCAGCAUAACCAGCUAACUGAUGAUCCGCUUAACGAGCCUCCCCCCACGCGGGAGGACGCCCUGGGCGAGAAACCCCCCAGCCUGGACAUCCGCGGGGGAAACCAAACGUACGACGGGUGGAACCAACUGACGUACACAGUCUGGAAGGAAUCAAUUUAUACCAACCUGCUUCCAGUUCACCUAGACUUAAUUUCAUUGAGCUCCUUCAUGCGUAUGGAAAAAAAGGAAUCAUACGAUAAGGCGCUGAUUUACUACAACAGCCUCUACGGCAUGGACAAGGAAAAGUACUACCUCUCACAAGACAUUACAGAUGUGCUCGCUGAUGGGAAGCAAAUAACAGGAUCGGCCAAAGGUUCGCUCGUUUUAAGUUGCCCUGUUGGAUAUGUUAAGAGUACUGGGUUUAUCCUCACCUAUGACACGUCCGAGAGGGCAAAGGGGGAUAGAGCCAAGGGAAGAGACGCAACCAAGAGGAGAGGAGCAUCGAAGGGAAGAGACGCAGCCAAGGGAAGAGAAGCAGCUAAGGGAAGAGACGCAGCCGAUGGAAAAGACACAACCAACGGAAGAGACGCAGCGAAGAUCCGUGUGUACCCCUGCCUCAACAAGGCAGAGUACGACAUUUCAUGCUCCCACAUAAAUGAAAGCGAUUCUGUUAUUUCCUUCGGAUGGCUCUAUUGCGUGAAGUACAGUUUUGUGAAAUUCGAAACGUUUCAUGCAAAUGGGGGUGACGCAUCAGGGGAAACAUCGCUAGAGGGUAAGUGCUCAGAGGGAAGUAGCAUAGCCUUCGGGUUUAAGAUGAAGUUGGAAAAAGAUAAAAAUUUUUCCAGCGUGAAAGUGAAGGCAUGCCCCGUCGGUGAAUCCAAAUGUGCAAUUAGUCAUACCAAGGCCAAUUCUGAUUACCUACUGUGGGGGUUCUGCGCCCCGCUAUCGUUUCACAGCACGAGCUCAUUGCAGGUGACAUACAUUGAAGAGUCGAAAGCGAUGACAGAUGUGCAGGGUGUUUGUUCGGAUGUUCACAAAAAUAAAUACGAUAACAUAUUCCUCGGGUUUUCCUUCUCCUUUGACAAUGAAAUGGGGCGUAUUGACGUGUCUCCUUGCCCGAUGAAGACCAAGUACUGUGUCCACAAAGUGGGCGGAAGGGGGGCGAAGAGGUACGCGGGCAUGUUCCUGCUAUGCAGGAAUGACGGUGGCACCCGGAGGAAGUUUUCUUCUCCCACGAGGUUGGCGCUGUGA